AUGUUUAAAUCGUUAACAAUAAAAUCAAACAAGGUGAAGCCUAGAGAAGGGAACGAUGAGAAUAAACAAGGUCCUGAUCCAAGCAAUCAGCUUCAGCAAUCCACAAGACAGGGAGAAAACAAAAGUGAAAACAAACCUCUCCAAACCAAGAUGAUUCCUGUCACAUCUGAAGAGUCACACACCAAAAUACAAGAUAACAUCUCCGAGAAAAAUUCACUCAAAGAUUUGACCCCAAGCCCUGACCAUCAAAAUGCAACAGAAUCAAAGGGAGCAACGCCAGAGCAGAAAGAAAUGGAGACUGGGAAAGAAGUCUUAGUCAGGCAAGAAGACUUGUCAUUUAAAAAGAAAUUAGAAGUGCCUUUUCCUCCCCCUAAAUCCCCCUCCCUACUUCUUUCUGAACAUCUCCUACACUGUGUUAAACCAUGUGCUGCCAAUAGGAGUUACAGUGAUAAUCUAGGACACAGUUACACUUCAUUUUUUGAGUUUAAUCAUCACCUAGAGUCUAUAAUGGACAAAGCAUAUAUCUACAGAGUCAUUCGAACAACUGGAUACUUGCUGUUUACUCUGCACAUUAAUGCCUGUAUUUAUUACUGGGCUUCUGACUAUGAAGGAAUUGGAACUACUAAUUGGGUGUAUAAUGGUGAAGGAAAUAAGUAUCUGAGGUGUUAUUACUGGGCUGUUCGAACUUUAAUUACCAUCGGGGGCCUUCCAGAACCACAAACAUCAUUUGAAAUAGCUUUUCAACUGUUGAAUUUUUUUUCUGGAGUUUUUGUGUUCUCCAGCUUAAUUGGUCAGAUGCAAGAUGUAAUUGGGGCAGCUACAGCCAAUCAGAACUACUUCCGAAUCAGCAUGGAUCAGACUAUUUCCUACAUGAACACUUACUCCAUUCCUAAGACUGUGCAGAAUCGAGUUCGGACUUGGUACGAAUAUACAUGGGACUCUCAAAGAAUGCUAGAUGAAUCUGAUCUGCUCUGCACCCUGCCUCUCACCAUGCAGUUAGCCCUCACCGUGGAUGUGAACCUCAGCAUCAUCAGCAAAGUCGAGUUGUUCAAGGGCUGUGAUACACAGAUGAUUUAUGACAUGUUGCUAAGAUUGAAAUCCAUUGUUUAUUUACCUGGUGACUUUGUCUGCAAAAAGGGAGAAAUUGGCAAGGAAAUGUAUAUCAUCAAGCAAGGUGAAGUCCAAGUUCUUGGAGGCUCUGAUGGUACUCAGGUUCUGGUUACUUUGAAAGCUGGAGCGGUGUUUGGAGAAAUCAGCCUCCUAGCGGCAAGAGGAGGAAAUCGUCGAACUGCCAAUGUGAUAGCCCAUGGGUUCGCCAAUCUUUUAACUCUAGACAAAAAGACCCUCCAACAAAUUCUAGUGCAUUAUCCAGAUUCUGAAAAGCUCCUCAUGAAGAAAGCCAGUGUGCUUCUAAAGAAGAAGGCUCCAGGCACAGAGGCAACUCCUCCAAGAAAAGGACUUGCCUUUCUCUUCCCACCAAAACAAGAGACACCUAAAAUGUUUAAAGCUCUCCUGGGAGGUACAGGAAAAGCAGGACUUGCAAGACUACUCAAAUUGAAGAGAGAACAAACCAUUCAGAAAACAAGUGAAAAUUCUGAAGAAGGAGAGGGUAAAGGAGCAGAAUAUGAAAAUAAAGGAAGAGAGCCAUCAGAGAAAACACAGGACAGCUCCGAAUGCAGAGCAAAUUCUGUUACAGCAGAAGAACCCCAGCCGAUUACAAGCGGAGCUUUACCCGGAGGAACUACUCAUCAAUCCCUCAUCAUCAGCAUGGCUCCUUCUGCAGAGGCUGGGGAAGAGGUUCUGACGAUUGAAGUCAAAGAAAAGGCUAAGCAAUAAAUGUUUGAUUAUCUUUAGAUAUAAUCUAGCUAA
Molecule: messenger RNA, 1869 nt
Organism: Mustela erminea (ermine)
Lineage: Eukaryota; Metazoa; Chordata; Mammalia; Carnivora; Mustelidae
Gene: CNGB3
Product: cyclic nucleotide gated channel subunit beta 3
Exons: 14
Coding region: 1-1836 (611 amino acids)
Biological process (GO): monoatomic cation transmembrane transport
Cellular component (GO): photoreceptor outer segment; intracellular cyclic nucleotide activated cation channel complex; plasma membrane
Molecular function (GO): intracellularly cAMP-activated cation channel activity; protein-containing complex binding; cGMP binding
Source: RefSeq, a predicted model, not a curated record